This is a messenger RNA of Penicillium lagena, 1005 nucleotides long. RefSeq names its product Glycoside hydrolase-type carbohydrate-binding subgroup. Gene Ontology annotation, molecular function: aldose 1-epimerase activity; carbohydrate binding. NCBI's taxonomy places the organism in Eukaryota, Fungi, Ascomycota, Eurotiomycetes, Eurotiales, Aspergillaceae. The record is from RefSeq and is a predicted model, not a curated record. The transcript is spliced from 2 exons. Gene Ontology annotation, biological process: beta-D-galactose catabolic process via UDP-galactose, Leloir pathway; glucose metabolic process. Bases 1 to 1005 code for a protein of 334 amino acids.
AUGUCUUCCGCGACCCAACUAGCCGAAUUCACCUUCAUCCCACUGGGUGCCAUAAUCCAGGAGUUCCGCAUCGGCGACACCAACAUCGUGCUGGGCUUCCCCACGCAGGACCACUAUGUCAAGUACAACACCGCACACUACGGCGCCACAAUUGGGCGGGUUGCCAACCGUAUCAAGGACGGCGUCAUCCACAACCUGAAUGGUAAGGAGAUUCAUCUAGCCCGCAACAAUGGGCCCAAUGCACUGCACGGCGGUGAGAAGGGCUGGGGCAAGCGGGUCUUCGAUGGUCCGCACAACGUCCAGCGCAAUGGCCACGAUGCUCUGCUCUUCAAGUAUCUCUGCAAGGAUGGCGAGGAGGGGUACCCCGGUACCGUCGAAGUGCGGGUCUGGUACACGGCGAGCAAGGAGAACGAUGGCGCGGCCAAGAGCGUGCUGACGGCCGAGUACGAGGUGGAGUUUGUCGGUGACGAGUGUGAGGAGACGGUGGUCAACAUCACCAACCACAGCUACUUCAACAUAACCGGCGGCCCGACGGUGUCAGGAACCACCGCCCAGCUCGCAACCGCCGACUACCUACCUCUCGACUCCACUGGCAUCCCUCUCGGCACCAUCGACAAGUUCCCGCGCGACGUGGCUUCCCCCUUCACGCUGAACACCAGCGACCCGCAUAUCGACGACGUCUUUGUCAUGGAGACUGAUCCGUCUAAGAUUCCGCUCGACACGCGUGGCCUGCCACUGCGCCGUCUCGCGCAGUUCAGCCACCCGGGCACCAAGCUGCACCUUGAAGUGCACAGCACGGAACCCGCCUUCCAGUUCUACACAGGCAAGUACAUCAAUAUCCCCGAGAUUGACGGUGCUCCGCCGCACGGCGAAGGCGCCGGUUUCUGCGUGGAGCCAAGUCGGUAUGUCAAUGCUAUCAACGAAGACAAGUGGCGCAACAUGGUGCUCCUCAAGAAGGGGCACAUCUUUGGUUGCAAGACUGUGUACAAGGCGUGGAAGGCCUAG